UCUAAAUUACUAUUUUCAAAUGAUGUUUAGUUUGGUCUAUCCAUAGAAAAACAGACCUAUAACCUAUACAGUUGGGUGGCACACGUCUGAUAGGAUGUCAAUGGCAUGCUAGUUAGACGAUGUACUUCUCCAUAUCCCUCUCUUGCAGCACAUAACGACGAUGGGCCAAACAAAUAAAGUGAGGCCACCGGAGUUUUAGGGCCUCAUCUUUUCGUGUAUGCUGCUUAUCAGCUAAAAUUUGAAUUUUCAAUCUUAAAUUUGAAACUGAUUUUGAGAUUUUUUUUUAUCAAAGUUUACUUUUCAGCCUUUGAUUUUAGAUCGCUAAGAAUACGUAUAUAAAAUUUAUAUUCAGCAUUUGCAAAUAAGCCAUUUCGUUUAUUCCGCAAAGAGAUGCCAAAGUGCAUUAUCUUUUAAAGUGAUAAUUUAAUGAAGCCAAAAUAACCCGUCGUUGAAGAUUGCAUAGCAAUUUUCUCAUGGCCGCCGCGGCCGUGGUGGAUUGGUUGACUGGAGGGAGCUGUUCGUCUUUGACGCCUUGACGGGUUCCCGCGGGUAAGGAGAAGUAGGGGCCAAGAAACCCUAGGUUUCCAGUUGAUUGGAGGGUUUGACUGCUUUGCAGCGAGUACAAAAACUGGGCUCGACGGCGGCCAUGUCGCAGCACUCUUUCCGCCUCCAAACCACUGGAGCAGCCGCAGCAAGCAACCUCUUCUUCUUGUUCUUUCGCCGCCUCACAAAUCACAAUCCCCCCGGGUGUAAAUGAACUAAGGGGAAGGAAGGGUUCUAGACUGGAGAUUGCAUUCUGGUCAUAUACCAAGGAAAAGAGAAAAUGUCAUCUAGUUAUGAUGAAGGGAAAAGUUUUGCUCGGAGGGACCUUUUGCUUAAGAUCCAAUCUGAAGUGCAAAAAUGUUGGGAAGAGAACAAGGUUUUCGAAGCAAAGGCUGGUGAUACACCUCCAAGCCCUGGUGAAAAAUUCUUUGGGAAUUUCACAUACCCAUACAUGAAUGGCAUGCUACAUUUAGGCCAUGCCUUCACACUAUCGAAGCUUGAGUUUGCUGCAGCAUACCACAGACUCCAUGGCUCAAAUGUCCUUUUACCCUUUGCUUUCCACUGUACUGGAAUGCCAAUCAAGCCAUCAGCUGAUAAGCUUGGUAAAGAGAUACAACAGUAUGGAAAUCCUCCAGUGCUCCCACCUGCCAACAAAAACUCAAAAUUUGAGUUGACAAAUGAUAGAAUUUAUGGCCAGACCACUGCUAGUGCCCAAGAUAAGUACAGGAGCAAGAGAUCUAAGUCAGUAGCAAAAUCUGGCUCAUACAAAUCCCAGUGGGAGAUCAUGAGGAGCUUUGGCAUUGCUGAUGGAGAGAUUGUGGAAUUUCAAAAUCUUCAUCAUUGGUUAAGCUACUUUCCUCCGCUGGCCAUGGAAGAUCUCGAGGAUUUUGGGCUAAGUUGUGAUUGGAGGCGUUCAUUUAUAACCACUGAUAUGAAUCCAUUUUAUGAUGCUUUUGUCCAAUGGCAGAUGAGAAAGUUGAAGAAAAUGCACAGGAUUGUCAAAGGCAAGCAGUACAUGAUCUACUCCCCAUUAGAUCGCCAACCUUGUCUUGGCCAUGAUCGGGCAUCAGGUGAAGAGGUCGAGCCACAGGAAUAUGUACUGAUUAAGAUGAAGGUUAUUCCGCCAUUUCCACCCAAGUUGAUGGUCCUGGAAGGCAGAAAUGUGUAUUUGGCCGCAGCAACACUCAGACCUGAGACAAUAUAUGGUCAAACCGGGGGCGAAGCUACAGGUAAUCAUCGGGGUCAGUAGACCCCAACGAUGUUUUGCUAAUGUCCAGUACCCCUCUUAUUUUACCAGCUAUGCCCCCAAUGAAGAGCUAAACUAGACCCCAGUGACAUCCUUGAUUGUUCCAUCAAAGAGCAAUUCUAUACUAGUGGUACCUCAUGGUACCUCCUCAAGAACCGUAAAAUUGCUCUCCAUCAAAGCUCAACUGGUUACUAUAGGAACGAGAUACUAGCAAGCAGCAAAUAGAAAAUGAACUAGCAGUUAUGAUUAUACAAUGGCCCAAUAUGCAUAUACGAUUGAUAUUUGAGCCCAUAAAUAAGAUCGGAAGACACUACUCCACAAAUUCCCUGGUUGCAUCAUCAUAUUCCUCGUUGUAUUGCAUCGGCAUCGCACGUCCUGACAUCAUAUUUAUCAUAUUUUAUUUUAUUUCCAGCAUAAUGGAAGGCAAAUAAUUAGUGGUUUUGAUAAUCUUUGAUGCAUUUGGUGUCUUUUACAGCUUGUAAAAUAAUCCAAUAAUGUACAUGUUUUAAUAAUUUUAUCGACAGAAGCUGUAAUAGGCAAGAUGUAACACUACUACAACAGGAGUUGGCUUUAUUUUAAUAAUUUUGUCUCGUAGUAUGUAGUCUCUAAUUACAAGCUGUAAUAAUUAUGUAGUUUUAUUUCCGAUUUACUGUUGGAUUCCAACCAGCCGUAUGGCAUUUUUCGCAAAAAUUUGAUUAAUCUUGAUCAAAUUUUGGUCUACUUUUUUUUAUUCAAAAAAUAAUUCUCGAAGACCAUUCAAAAUUUCACUCGGAAUCUACUUUUGCCCUGCGUGGAAACAUCAAAAUUGCAUGGUUUUCGAUCGGUUUUGGUUGAAAACGUAAAUCCUGAUUAGUACGAAUACUGACCGCGGUAACUAUUUAUCCUGGCUUCGCCCCUGGGUCAAACAAACUGUUGGGUCCUCCUUGAUGGAAAGUAUGGGCCUUUUGAGAUAAAUGAAACCGAUGUUUUUAUAUUGACAGCAAGAGCUGCACGUAAUCUUGCUUACCAGAUGCUAUCCAGAGUUCCAGAAAAGCCAACUUGCUUAGUUGAGCUGCUUGGCACAGAUCUGAUUGGUUUGCCAUUGAAGUCACCUCUUGCCUCCAACGAAGUCAUAUAUGUUCUUCCAAUGCAGAACAUAUUAGUAGAUAAAGGCACUGGAAUUGUGACUAGUGUUCCAAGUGAUACACCGGAUGAUUUCAUCGCAUUACAAGAGUUGGUAAAAAAUCAAGAUUUUAGAGUGGCAUGUGGAGUGAAAGAUGAGUGGGUUUUCCCCUUUGAAGUUAUACCAAUAAUUGAUGUUCCAAGUUUUGGAAAUAAAUCAGCAGAGAAGGUUUGUUUUGAUCUGAAAAUGGAUAGUCCAGAUGAGAAAGAAAAACUUGCUAAAGCAAAAGAGAUCACAUAUUUGAAAGGCUUCGAUGAUGGCAUAAUGAUUGUUGGUGAGUUUAGCAACCGAAAGGUUCAAGAAGUGAAGCCAUUGAUAAAGGAAAAGCUAUUGAAGGCAGAUAUGGCUGUUUUGUACUAUGAGCCUCAGGAGAAGGUCAUUUCCAGGUCAGGUGAUGACUGUGUUGUUGCUCUCACAGAUCAAUGGCUCAUAACAUAUGGUGAGGCUGAAUGGAAACAAAAGGCUAUAGAAUGCUUGGACAAGAUGAAUACAUUCUCAGUUGAAGCCCGUAAUAGUUUUGAGCACACAUUGAACUGGCUGACUUCACGGGCCCGUUCAUGUUCUUUUGGACUAGGUACUCGGAUUCCAUGGGAUGAGAAGUUUCUUGUAGAUUCUCUUUCUGAUUCAACUUUGUACAUGGCCUACUACACCAUUGCACAUAUACUGCAAAAUGGUAACAUUUAUGGAUCUGACAACUCUUAUAUAAGGCCAGAACAAAUGACUGAUGAAGUAUGGGAUUAUGUGUUCUGUAAUGGUCCGGCACCAAAAACUAGCAUCCCCUCUACUGUUUUGACAAAAAUGAAGCAAGAGUUUGAGUACUGGUAUCCCUUCGAUCUUCGAAUUUCAGGUAAGGACCUUAUGCAGAACCAUCUGGCCUUCUGUAUCUUCAAUCACACAACACUUCUUCCAAAACAUCAUUGGCCCCGCGGAUUCCGUUGCAACAGACACCUUCUGCUUAAUUCUGAGAAGAUGUCUAAGUCCACAGGAAAUUUCAGGACCCUUCGACAGGCCAUAGAGGAAUUUUCGUCUGAUGCCACUAGGUUUGCACUUGCUGAUGUUGGUGACGGUAUGGAUGAUGAAAACUUUGUCUCUGAGACUGCAAAUUCUGCUGCACUAAGACUGACAAAAGAAAUUUCAUGGAUGAAAGAAGUUUUUGAUGAUAAAUCUUCCUUUCGACUUGGGCCACCAUCUACUUAUGCUGAUCGCGUCUUUGCUAACGAGAUAAACUUUGCCAUCAAAGACACGGAAAUAAUUAUGAUGCUUCCAUGUUUUGAGAUGCUCUAAAAGCCGGAUUUUAUGAUCUACAGGCAGCACGAGAUGAGUACAGAUUUUCAUGUGGAGCAGGAGGUAUAAACCGUGAAUUAUUGUGGCGUUUUAUGGAUGUCCAGACCAGGCUUAUCACUCCUAUUUGUCCACACUAUGCUGAGCAUGUGUGGCAAAAGAUACUGAAGAAUGAAAGAUUUGUAGUGAGAGCUGGCUGGCCGAUUGCUGAUGAUCCAGAUUCUACUUUACGAAUUACAAACAAGUACUUGCAGUCCUGCAUAGUUUUGAUGAGGAAAUCGCUUCAUAAGCAGGAAUCUUGUCACAAAGUGGCCAAGAAGGGAGCUGCAGCCUCUACAACAUUUGCGGAAAAUAAAUUAUCAGUUGGUCUAAUAUAUGUGAAUGAACACUAUGAUGGCUGGAAAGAGCAAUGUUUGAGAGUACUCCAGGACAAAUUUGACACUGAAGCAAGAUCCUUCACUCCUGAUGAAGACAUUAUUGAUGCUCUGGUGAAUUGCUCUUUUGGACAGGAGCUAAACUUGAAACAAAUAAAAAAGUUAAGUGUAUGCCUUUCAUUAAGUUCAAGAAAGAUGAAGCACAGAAUGUUGGUUUUCAGGCCCUGUAACCAAAUCUUCCUUUUGGUGAAAUGGAGAUUCUUGAAGCGAACAAGGAACAGAUCAAAAGACAGUUGGGUCUUAAUCACAUAGAGAUAUUGUCAUCCUCAGAUCCUCUGAUGAGGCUGGUGCAAACAGAGCUGGUUCAUAUGCUUCCGUGCUCAGGAAAAAUCCACCUUCUCCUGGAAACCCUAUUGCAAUAUUCUUAAGUAAACUGGAGUUCCAGAGUCAAACUUGAAAAUCACUCACUUGGUUUCGGUAAUAACAGAACACUCAGGUUGCUCCUAACUUGUCUUAUGCAGAUACCACUCAUGCUGCCUUUCAAACAAAUAGUUUGUUGUGUAUAAAAUUUGUCUUACAGUUUAGAAAGCACAAACUGUAUAUGAACCUCGUAUAGAAAUAAAUCAUUGUCUGAACAUUGUACAGAAAUGAACCUUGUAAAUAAGUGUCAUUCUAUCUGAAAUUUGUAAAGGAAUGAACCUUUGUUAUGUAGACUUUGUUUUUAGUUGUAUGUAGUAUGUACUGCUAAUCAUUGCUUCUUCAGUGCCUUGUGUUCAUCGUCCCA
This is a messenger RNA of Oryza sativa Japonica Group (Japanese rice), 5390 nucleotides long. RefSeq names its product leucine--tRNA ligase, cytoplasmic. Gene Ontology annotation, biological process: leucyl-tRNA aminoacylation. NCBI's taxonomy places the organism in Eukaryota, Viridiplantae, Streptophyta, Magnoliopsida, Poales, Poaceae. Gene Ontology annotation, molecular function: aminoacyl-tRNA deacylase activity; ATP binding; leucine-tRNA ligase activity. The record is from RefSeq and is a predicted model, not a curated record.